Messenger RNA from Tribolium madens (black flour beetle), 2200 nucleotides. RefSeq names its product transcription factor Sp4-like. Bases 293 to 2083 code for a protein of 596 amino acids. Gene Ontology annotation, biological process: regulation of transcription by RNA polymerase II. Lineage: Eukaryota; Metazoa; Arthropoda; Insecta; Coleoptera; Tenebrionidae. The record is from RefSeq and is a predicted model, not a curated record. The transcript is spliced from 6 exons. Gene Ontology annotation, molecular function: RNA polymerase II cis-regulatory region sequence-specific DNA binding; DNA-binding transcription factor activity, RNA polymerase II-specific.
GUUUGCGCUUUCGUUGCCCUGCCUGUAACUUGUCCAAUUUAGCUAGCGUUGGGUGUCUUGCAUAGGCCCAUCACGCCCAGCCGUGUGUUUUAUCAAUUAGAAGUGUCCCACCGCGUCUCUAACAAACAUUUUUGCGAAAAAACGGUGCUGCCUGUCGAAAAUCAAGUAGGCCGUGUGACCAUAUCGAUUUAUAAGUGUGUGUAUGUGUGUAAAGCACGGUUCACAUCACACAACAAACGACGAGAGCAGUGUCCAACAAUGAACGUAGGAUUUAUUCCGAUGGACCGCAAUAAUGACAACUGAGGUGAACCAGAAUUUAAAAACGGAAUACGUUCAAAACUCGGCACAGGAAAACAAGCCCACCCCCUCGCCGCUCGCGCUGCUGGCCGCGACCUGCAGCAGGAUCGGACCCACCUCGAGCGAACCGACGCCUCCCACCAUCACCAUGUCCAGUACGCCUACCCCCGUCAAGAACGUGCCCGUGGCCAGUCCCCAGGUGGUCAGCGUCCCCGUUGGCCUACCGCAGCAGAUCUCCCAACAGUUACUGCAACAGCAGGGUGCGCAGAUCGUCAGUGCUGCUGCCGCCGCCGCGGGACAGAACUUGGCCUACAAUGUCAUGCAGCCGAUGCAGACGGUCACCGUUGACGGCCAGGAGGCGCUCUUCAUCCCUGCCAUGUCGCUUGCAGGUGGCCAGCAGCCGCAGCAGCUCUUCAGCCCCGGUCAAAUAAUCCGCGCCCCCGGAGUGCUUCCUACCAACUUGCAGACGGUUCAGCUUUCUAACGGGCAAAGUGUCGCCGUCCGUCCCACAAUGCCCCAAGUGGUCCAAUUUCCGAUGCAACAGACCAUCCCGAUCCAAGUGCCGAUCUCGUCAGGCAAUGGCCAAACCAUCUACCAGACGAUUCAUUUUCCCGUUCAAUUGGCCACAGCGGCCGUUCCCAAUAUCAUCCAAGCCCAGCACAUCAUGCCUCAAGUCGCGAGUAUUAUCACCCCCAGUGGACAACUCCAGCAAGUGCAGAUCGCGACGUCGGUGGCGGCGCCCGCUCAAACCCCCACGUCGGUCUCACAGAGCGCCACCGUCCAGUCCGAUAUCACCACGCCAUUGACUUUCACGGGGGCCAACGGCCAACAAUUCACUGUCAUACCCGCCAGCAAUUUGCAGCAGGUCAGGGGGACCAACAUUAUACAAGUUCCUAAUAUUCAAGCAAUACCCACAGUGCAGAACAUACCCGUGUCGGGUUUAGGUCUGGGCAACGUGCAGGUGAUCGCGCAGCCGACGGCGGCUUCGCAGCUCGCCGUGGGCCAGCACAUCCAGCAGGACCCCAACGACCCCAACAAAUGGCAAGUGAUCCCCAACGUCACCACAACGCAGCAAACAACAGCGCCACUCACCCCCGGCGUCGUGGUCACCGCAAAUCCACCGGAAAUGAAUAACUCCACUCCAGUUGGUGAAAACGGUCAAGACGGCUUACAAAAACAGCGAGUUCGGAGGGUGGCAUGCACGUGUCCUAACUGUCAAGAGGGCGAAAGACAUGCUGAUCGCAAAAAACAGCACAUCUGCCACAUCCCCGGAUGCAACAAAGUGUAUGGAAAGACGUCACACCUAAGGGCGCAUCUCCGGUGGCACACGGGGGAAAGGCCAUUUGUGUGUAGUUGGCUGUUCUGUGGUAAACGGUUCACACGGUCGGACGAGUUGCAAAGACAUAGAAGGACUCAUACGGGAGAAAAGCGGUUCCAGUGCAACGAAUGCAGCAAGAAAUUUAUGAGAUCGGACCACUUAUCUAAGCAUCUCAAGACGCACCAAAAGCAGAGGAUUACGCGGAUUAAUGGAGACGACGUUGACGAUGUUCAUGAAGACAAAGAUGAGUGGGAUGACGCCCAGUCGGACGAGCAAGCAAAACCUAUGUGGAUUACAGACAAUAAAAACAAUAUUAAAUACGAAAUCACUCAAGUUAAUUACGCACAGGAGGCUGCAACAUCGACUCAAUCUGCCUCGUCGGAUAGUUCCAGUGAAGAAAAAAUGAUGAUUACGAUUAGCACGUCCGAAGCUGAUGAACUGAUCAUCGCAGACCCUCUCGACAGCUGAGCUUCCAUCUUUUUAAUCGAGUCGGAAUGCUCCUUGUAAAAGUUGUUUAGUUAUGUUUAAAUGUUUGUACAAACGCUGUAUAAAGUUUUUAUCUGAAUAUAUAGUUUAUUUUAUAAA